ACACUCAGGUGCCUCCAGUAGGUGGUGUUGUGUAAACCCUGCCCCCUGCCAUUCAUUGGCCGGCUCUGUGCUCCUGAACGCCCCCUCGUCCAGUCUGUGCCCUCCCUCCUCCGCAAGUCCAUCCCAGACUGGGGUCUUCUCGUCUGGGCUUCACUUCCCCCUGAGGCUCCGGACGAUCGGCAGCUCCAUGUGUGUGUCUGUGUGUGUGAGUCUGUGUGUGUCUGUGUGAGUGUGUAUGUGAGUCUAUGUGUAUCUAUAGUUGUGUGUUAGUGUGUAUGUGAAGGACUGGAGGAAACAGCUACUCUUUGUGUUGCUCUGGAAUAAGUUUGUUGUCAAGUGAAGUGAUGAUGAAGAUGAAGGUUAUGAUGAUGAUGAGGAUGAUGAUGAUGAUGAUGGUGAUGGUGACAGGCGGCGCUCAGCCUCGGGUUCAGGUGAGCCCUGGGCUCCACGCUGAGUGUUAGCCAUGCUGCAGCAGGCCCCGCCCACCACCAGCACCCUGCAGCUGGUCGCUAACGACAUGACGGACAUCAUGGAGAAGCUGGACACCCGGGAGCUCGACCUGGGGGACAGCGACUAUGACGCCACCGACGCCGACGCCGCAGCUGAACACCUGCCCUUCACGGCGGUCUACGACACGGUGGGAUUCAAGGAACCUCACGCCAAGGUGUUCCUGACGUCACCCAUCACCGCCAAGAUCCUGGAGGUGGAGCGCUUCACGUCGGCGCAGGACCGCUUCAACGCCUCCACUACCAGGAGCGUCAACAAGGCGAUGCCGGCGGUUUAUAAGAUCGAGUUGAAACACGGUGAGUUUUCGUGGCUGGUGAAGAAGAAGGAGAAACACUUCAUCGACCUUCACAGAGAACUGAGGACGUACAAAACCUUCAUGAGGCUGCCGCUGCCGUCACGAAGUCACACGGUGAGGAACCCGGCGACGAGGAGCGAGGUCCGACGGAUGCCCAACCUCCCCCGAGGAGGAACCGACGAACUGGAGCGAGAAGGCCAGGUGUCCAGCCGAAGGAAACAACUGGAAGAUUAUCUGAACAAGCUGCUGAGGAUGUCGGUCUACAGGAACUACCACGCAACGAUGGAGUUCAUCGACGUCAGUCAACUGUCCUUCAUCCACGACCUCGGACCCAAAGGCCUGGAAGGGAUGGUGUUGAAACGAUCCGGCGGACAUCGGAUUCCAGGGUUGAACUGUUGCGGUCGCAGUAAAAUCUGCUACCAUUGGUCCAAACGGUGGCUGGUGGUCAAGGACUCGUUCCUGCUCUACAUGAAGCCGGACUCGGGCGUCAUCUCCUUCGUGAUGCUCGUCGAUAAAGAAUUCAGCAUCAAAAUGGACUCGAAGGACACAGAGACCAAACACGGAGUUCGGAUCGACAGUCUGUCCAGGAGCCUGGUGUUGAAGUGCACUAGUUACCGCCACGCCCGCUGGUGGGGUCAGGCCAUCGAAGGCUUCGUCCAGAAACAUGGCUCCGCCUUCCUCACUGACCACCGCUUUGGAUCCUUCGCCCGACAGGAGGAGAACAUCCCCGCCAAAUGGUAUGUCAAUGGAAAAACAUACAUGGAGGACGUGGCCAACGCUCUCGAGGAGGCCAAAGAGGAGAUCUUCAUCACGGACUGGUGGUUGAGUCCAGAGAUUUUCCUGAAGAGACCCGUUGUCGAGGGCAACCGCUGGCGUCUGGACUGCAUCCUGAAACGUAAAGCGCAACAGGGAGUGCGUGUCUUUGUGAUGCUGUACAAGGAGGUGGAGUUGGCUCUGGGCAUCAACUCAGAAUACAGCAAAAGGACGCUGGUCCGCCUCCACCCCAACAUCAAGGUGAUUCGUCACCCAGAUCACGUCUCCUCUGCUGUCUACCUGUGGGCGCAUCACGAGAAGAUCAUAGUCAUCGACCAAUCAGUGGCUUUUGUGGGCGGGAUCGACCUGGCAUACGGUCGUUGGGACGACAUGGAACACCGGCUGACAGACGUCGGGAGUGUGACGCUUUCACACUUGGACCAGGCUGUGUUUUCGUCUGCCAACACACUGGCCUCGGCAAACAGUGGCGGCGUUUCCCAGAGCAACGGAAAGGGCAUUUUCACCGUAACGGACUCAGGUGACCAACCCAAGCUGAAAAGCCAGGGGAGGAUGAGGAGGACCAGGUUCAGCAUCAGGAAACACCUGCAGAAACACGGCCUCGCCCAGGCCGACAGCGACAGCGACCUGGACGCCGAGGAGGAGAGGAGUGGCUCAGUUCGUAGCCUCCACACAGGAGUAGGCGAACUGUUUGGAAACACUCGAUUCUGGCAUGGAAAGGACUACUGCAACUUCGUCCACAAGGACUGGAUCCAGCUGGACAAACCUUUUGACGAUUUUAUUGACAGACAUACAACUCCCAGAAUGCCCUGGCACGACAUCGCCUCAGUGGUUCAUGGGAAAGCAGCUCGAGAUGUGGCCAGACACUUCAUCCAGAGGUGGAACUUCACCAAGCUGGUGAAGCCAAAGUACCGGUCCCUGUCGUACCCAUAUCUCCUGCCCAAGUCUCACACCACGGCUGGAGAACAGCGAUACCAAGUCCCCAACUGUGUCCAAACCAAAGUCCAGAUCCUUCGUUCUGCUGCUGACUGGUCGGCUGGCAUCAAGUACCACGAGGAGUCGAUCCACAACGCCUACGUCCACGCCAUCAAGAACAGCCAACACUUCAUCUACAUAGAGAAUCAGUUUUUCAUCAGCUGUGCAGACAACAGGCAUGUCUUCAACAAAAUCGGAGACGCAAUCGCAGAACGCAUCAUCAGAGCGUACAGGGAGAGUAAAAAGUACCGUGUUUACGUGGUGACUCCUCUGCUUCCGGGUUUUGAGGGCGACAUCAACACUGGAGGAGGCAGCGCCAUCCAGGCCAUCAUGCACUUCAACUACAGGACCAUGAACCGAGGAGAUCAUUCCAUCAUCUCACAGCUCAGACGAGAGAUGGGAGAUCAGUGGAUGAACUACAUCUCCAUCACCGGUCUGAGAACCCACGCCGACCUGGAGGGAAAACUGGUCACCGAGCUCAUCUACGUCCACAGCAAGAUGCUCAUCGCCGACGACAACACCGUCAUCAUCGGUUCUGCCAACAUUAACGACAGGAGCAUGCUGGGAAAACGGGACAGCGAGGUGGCGGUGAUCGUGGAGGACUCAGAGACGGUUUCCUCGGUGAUGGAUGGACAGGAAUACCAGGCGGGAAAAUACGCCCUGCAGCUCCGCCUCGAGUGCUUCAGGAUGAUUCUUGGUGCUGGUACCGACCCGUCCGUUGACAUUUCGGAUCCGAUCAGUGACCAGUUCUACAAAGAGGUUUGGAUGGCGACGUGUGCUCGUAACGCCACCAUCUACCAGAAGGUUUUCCGCUGUCUGCCAUCCAGUGACGUCCGUAGCAUCCUGGAGUUGGAGGGCUACCUGGCCAAACCAGGCCUGGACAAGGAGGACCCGAGUCGGGCUCGCGAGGAGCUGAAGAAGAUCCGGGGCUUCUUGGUCCAGUUUCCGCUCCAGUUCCUGUCGGAGCAGAACCUGCUUCCUCCCAUCGGAUCCAAGGAGGCCAUGGUGCCCAUGGAGGUCUGGACCUGAGACACGGACUCCUCCCUGUCCACAUGGACGGACUUACGGGUCUCAGGUGGAUGUGGUCGCUGUGGCGCCAUUGUGGAGGUCUGCAGGGGCUAAAAACAAUGAAACCUCCACAGAAAAACCUCAUCAUAUUCU
This is a messenger RNA of Sphaeramia orbicularis (orbiculate cardinalfish), 3709 nucleotides long. It is a transcript of the gene pld1b, whose product is annotated as phospholipase D1b. Gene Ontology annotation, biological process: phospholipid catabolic process; phosphatidic acid biosynthetic process; regulation of microvillus assembly. The coding region runs from base 464 to 3577 and encodes 1037 amino acids. Gene Ontology annotation, cellular component: plasma membrane region; intracellular membrane-bounded organelle. The record is from RefSeq and is a predicted model, not a curated record. Gene Ontology annotation, molecular function: D-type glycerophospholipase activity; phosphatidylinositol binding. The transcript is spliced from 26 exons. NCBI's taxonomy places the organism in Eukaryota, Metazoa, Chordata, Actinopteri, Kurtiformes, Apogonidae.